AGCAUUCAAAAAAAUUCCUACCGCUUUUGCUAUGUUUUCAUGCUUCCAUGACGUGACCAUUUACUUUUUUGGCAAAACUGGGCACCUAAAUUUCUUAAAAUCCCCCCAUUCCCCACUUAAUUUCUAGGUAUUAGUGCGUGCAUUAAAAAAGAAUGCAGUUACUAGAAAGUAAACCAUCAGUAAUAUCCUCUUCAGCAGAAUAUAUUAGUUUCAGAAGCAGGAUACCUCAAAAAAAAUUUAUUGUUGAUGAAGAUCCUUCUAAAGUAUGGACCAUCUAUGAUGCUGGCCCUCGUAACAUUACCUGCCCAUUAAUUUGCUUACCUCCUGUCAGUGGAACAGCAGAUGUGUUCUUUAAUCAACUUAUAUCAUUGUCUGCUAAAGGAUAUCGUGUAAUUGCGGUGCAGUAUCCUGUGUAUUGGACUAUGAAAGAAUGGAUUACUGGAUUUAGUAGAUUGUUGGAUCAUCUGAGUCUUGACAAAGUUCACUUAUUUGGUGCUUCUCUUGGUGGAUUUUUGGCACAAAAGUUUGCCGAGUCUACUAAUCAUUCCCACACAGUCCAUUCCAUCAUUUUAUGUAACAGUUUCACUGAUACAUCAAUUUUCAAUUUUACAGAUACAGCAGUUUUAUUUUGGAUGUUCCCUGCUGUUGUUUUAAAAAGAAUGGUAAUGGGAAAUUUUGCUAAAGGCUUUGUGGAACCUUGUAUUGCUGAUUCCAUCGAUUUCAUGGUCGAAAGGCUAGACACACUAUCACAGCAGGAAUUAGCCUCUCGCCUGACUCUUACAUGCAUGAACUGCUAUGUUGAGCCACAAAAUUUGAGAGACAUACCUAUGACUAUUGUUGAUGUAUUUGAUGACUCAGCUUUAAGCACUGCAGCCCGUGAAGAACUCUACAAAUGUUAUCCUGAUGCCAAGAGAGCAUACCUUAAAAAAGGUGGAAAUUUUCCUUAUCUGAGCUAUAGUGAAGAAGUAAAUCUUCAUAUACAGAUACAUCUUCGCCCCUUCGAAAAUUCAAGGUUUUCAGCAUGUGAUGGCCCAAGAAUUUUAAGUUGAAUUUUGAUUUCAUGUUGAUAGUUAUAAAUGUGUUUGCCAAUUGUUCCAUAUGUUUCAGAUUGCAAUUACUCAUGUCUCUGUGUAAAUUGCACAUUAACAGACAAUAGGUUUUUGAUUUUACUCAACUGUGAUAAUGAUGAAAUUAAUAUUUUCUAAACUAUCAUACAAAUCUAAUGAAAACAAACUAAUAAGGUUUCAAUCUUUCUAUUUUUAUGCAAAACCUGUGAAAGAAUUUCAUGUCUUGUAUAGUUUUGUAUGUAUAUAAGGUAAUUUACAAUUAAUAUUCUUAUCAAAUAAAUAUUUUUAUGAAAUUUUGUAACAAUUUAAUUUUACAUUUCUUAAAUUAUUAUAG
Molecule: messenger RNA, 1401 nt
Organism: Uloborus diversus
Lineage: Eukaryota; Metazoa; Arthropoda; Arachnida; Araneae; Uloboridae
Product: maspardin-like
Exons: 9
Coding region: 153-1049 (298 amino acids)
Source: RefSeq, a predicted model, not a curated record